AUGCCUAUUUCUAUUCCAACUCUACCUUCCUCUUACUCUCUUAAAAACGCCCCAACCUACUUCAAUUACAGCAUUAUUACACAUAUAAUUGCCUUUUAUAUUAUCCAACUACUGUAA
Molecule: messenger RNA, 117 nt
Organism: Theileria orientalis strain Shintoku
Lineage: Eukaryota; Apicomplexa; Aconoidasida; Piroplasmida; Theileriidae
Exons: 1
Coding region: 1-117 (38 amino acids)
Source: RefSeq, a predicted model, not a curated record